GGAAGUUUUCAGCUGUCAUAGCAACAGCAUUCUAAAGCCAAACCCUGAAUCUUCUCCCAAGUGUUGUGGGUAUAUCUUCACUCAGCCGCAGGGGAUGGUAGGAUAGAGGCCAUGCCGGAGAAAAAGAACAAAAAGAAAAAAGGUAAAGAAAGUAAAGAGGUGAACAAAACGGUCCUGAAGAGGUUUCUAAAGACAUAUGAGAAUCAUUGUUCAGGGGCCCAGUCCCUGGCCAGUCCUACCAUUGCACGAGCCCUCAAAAAAUGCAUUCAAACAGAGACGCGCUAUGUAAAGAUCAUCCUGUCAUGCCUAGAAAAUCCACCAGAGGACACCCCUCCAGUCCUUCUGCAGCCCCUGCUGAGGACAAUAAGGGAUGAGCGGUACAUGUUGGGAACUGAGUUCCAUAUCUGGGGGAUCCCUCUCAGUAACCAGGACGUUGCCAGUCUUGCGAUCUUGCUGGAGUUGAAUGGAAGAACAUGUUAUCCAUUUUGCAAACUGGACGCUAUAGAUUGCAGCAUUGAUGUGUGGUCAUCACAACGUCUGGGAAGAGCAAUCAAAUACAGCCAAUUAACGUCUAUUUCUUUGGAUUACAAUGAUUUGCACGAUGAAGGAGUCCAAGGCCUGGUUGAUGGGCUUGAAGGAAACAAGAAGGUGGUAUCUCUAAGUCUGUGUUACUGUAACUUAGGUCCUGCCAGCGGUAAGCUUCUCGGCAAUGUGCUAGCAGAGACAGCUGUAAGUGAACUGUACCUGGAUGGAAAUGACUUGGAAUGUUCUGGGGCUGUGGAUCUUAUUACAGUUAUUGCAGAGUACGCCCAGAGCCAGGUUUCAGAGGAGAAAGUGGAUGCGGCCACUAAUCUGGCCCGUCAGAUCCUGGAAGCAGAUCAAAGUGUCGGCAUUCACACAGCAGUCUCUGGACACUCUGCAAAUACAGCUCAACCUAAAAAUAAACUGGAAAAGAGCAUUGGAAAAAAGAAGGGCAAAAGAAAAGGAAAGAAGAAGCAAAAAGCUGUCUGUGUGCCAGGGCCAUGGGUGAGCAAGCUCCAUCUGGCUGAUAAUGGGAUUGAUUCAAGAGGAAAAGAAGGAGAAAUCAGAGUGCUUGAAUUUACCCAGUUACUGAGCUGUCUGAUCCGCUACUCGGAGCAGCUCUCAGAACUCAAUCUGGAUGACAACUGCUUGGGCCAACUAGCAGCCAAUGAUAUCCUGGAAGCACUGACCGAAAGGAAUACAAGAAAACUUCCACGUUUGAAAAUUAGAGUAAUAGAACAAAUUCCUGCAGCCAUCUUCAAAGAAAUACUAAAACAAAGUGGGAAACUUAAAGUCUCAAAAAAGAAGAGGAAAAAAAAGGUAAUUAAAUAA
Pelobates fuscus (common spadefoot toad) is the source of this 1353-nucleotide messenger RNA. RefSeq lists its product as uncharacterized. The coding region runs from base 112 to 1353 and encodes 413 amino acids. Gene Ontology annotation, molecular function: GTPase activator activity. NCBI's taxonomy places the organism in Eukaryota, Metazoa, Chordata, Amphibia, Anura, Pelobatidae. The transcript has 10 exons. The record is from RefSeq and is a predicted model, not a curated record.